AUGUCGGUGCCUGCCCCCUCCAGCCGUCCCUCCGCCCCAAUCCUCUCCACCGUCUCGCCGCGCGCUCCUUCCUCUCUGACUGCGCAUGGGCGGAGCGCCGACGAAGCCCCUGUUAUUAUUGUCCGCGCGCACGCAUCCACUUUUACGAAAAUGGCGGCGAGUCAAGGCGGAGCGGGAACCGUGGCGGCGCUGCAGGGCCAGCCCUACCCGAGCGUGCCUCACUGGAACCCGGGCGUGCUGCAGCACCAGCAGCCGCUGCACACGGCGCGGAGCCUGGAGCGCGCGCUGGAGGACGCCGUCUGCUCGGGCAUCCUCAACAUCAGCGGCAGGAAGCUGCGCGACUACCCGGGACUCAGCUACGACCUCACGGAUACCACACAAGCAGAUUUGUCCAAGAACCGCUUCGGAGAGAUCCCCCCUGAAGUGUGUAUGUUUGCUCCGCUGGAGUCGCUCAACCUCUACCACAAUUGCAUCAAGAUGAUUCCGGAAGCCAUUGUCAACUUACAGAUGCUUACGUACCUCAAUAUCAGUCGGAAUCAGCUGUCGGUUCUACCCAAAUUUCUGUUCAACCUUCCUCUCCGGGUCCUGGUGGUCAGCAACAACAAACUGGUGUCUGUUCCAGAUGAGAUCGGCAAGGCGAAAGACCUCAUGGAAUUGGACAUCAGCUGUAAUGAAAUUCAGGUGCUUCCUGCUCAGAUGGGGAAACUCCUCGCCUUACGAGAACUCAACAUCAGGAGAAACUGCCUGCAAGUCCUACCUGACGAGUUGUCUGAUCUACCGUUGAUCAGGUUGGAUUUCUCCUGUAAUAAGAUCACUGAAAUCCCUCCAUCUUACCGUAAGCUCUGCCAGCUGCAGCACAUCAUUCUCGACAACAACCCCAUGCAGUCCCCUCCAGCACAGAUUUGUCUGAAGGGGAAGAUUCAUAUCUUUAAGUAUUUAAACAUGCAGGCAUGUCGGCUGGAUAAAAAGCCUGACUCACUGGACCUCCCCACGUUGGGCAAACGCUGCUUACCGCAGCAGCUUACAGACAGUAUGGAGGAUUUUUACCCUAGUAAGAACCACGGACCUGAUUCGGGUAUUGGCAGCGACAACGGCGAUAAGAGACUUUCCACUACAGAGCCCUCUGAUGAUGAUACUAUCAGUCUACACUCUCAGGUAUCUGAGACAGCACGAGCUGAUGCCCACUCACUCCUGUGCAAGCUGGACUCAAGCAAAGAUCAGGACCCGUAUGACUUCAUUGACCCGAACCCAGAUGAAGAGGCAGUGCUGUGUGAGGGAGAUCUGCAGCAGAGCACGCCCUACGUGUCCUGCAUAAAGGAGUUGGAGAGGGUUCUUAAAACACACCAAAGCAAAGACAAGGAGAACUGGAAGGAGGAAUCUGGAUCGGAGAAAGAGCAGCUUGCGGAGGAAGAGGAGGAUGAACUCAAGGAAGUUUUGGACCUGAGGAAGAUAGCAGUGCAGCUUCUACAGCAAGAGCAGCAGAACAGGUUUCUCAGUCAUUCAGGAGGAAGCAGCAAACAGAGAUCUCCUUCACAAGCUGUCAGGAGCGCAUCACUGGAUGAGGGCAGCAGUGCGGCUUCAGCAGUGUGUGGACAGGAUGCGGACCUCACAGAUGAAGACGCAGCUUUCUCAGAGCCUUCUUCCUCCUGCUCGUUUGACGGGAGCCUCAAGUCAGAGAACAGUGACUCUGAGCCGAAAUGGCCUGAACUUCCCCCCAUUCUCAAUCAGAAUGAGGACCGCAGACGGAACAAAUAUCUGAGGAAAGACUACCUGAAGUACAAGUGUCAGAGUGCACGAAGAAACUCCACCGACAAUGACUGUGAGGAGGCUAUGCGCUCCACUGACUUCAGCACAACUCUGACUGUCUUUGGCCUGAAGCCCCGAUCAGCAUUUUCCCGUAGCAGUCGUCAAGAGUUUGGCUCCACGGAUCCCAGCUUCACCAUGAGGAGGAAAAUGGAACACCUCAGAGAGGAAAUGGAACAGAUACGUCUCCUGCGGCAGAAUCUGGAGUCGAGGUUGAAGGUUUUAUUGCCUGAAGAUGUUGGUGCUGCUUUAAUGGAUGGUGUUGUUCUUUGCCAUCUGGCCAACCAUAUUCGACCUCGCUCUGUGGCCAGUAUUCAUGUGCCCUCCCCUGCUGUACCAAAGCUGAGCAUGGCCAAGUGCCGGCGGAACGUUGAGAAUUUUCUGGAAGCGUGUAAAAAGCUCGGUGUGCCACAGGACAAGUUAUGUUUGCCUCAUCACAUUCUGGAGGAGCGUGGUUUGGUGAAAGUCGGCGUCACUGUUCAAGCCUUGCUGGACUUACCGUCUUCAAAACCCACUCAGCUGUCCACCAUGUAGCACUGCAGUAAAAGCCAUGAUAAAGCCCUUAAAAGUGGGUUUGGCAGACGUUCCCUAGCAACUUGCGUCCUGCCUUGCCUCCGUCUUGCCCUUCGGCCACUUCCAGUCCGUUGACCUCAAGAGAGCUUCAAACCCUUCUCUGAGCAAAGGCCCUUUAUCUGUUACACCCCUUUUAAACUGACUGGUGCUUGUGCUGGUGCUCACACCAGAGCUAUUGCCUAAGCUCAAAGCUUACAUUUCCACAAUAAAAAUAUGUGUAACCUGUGCCAUUUUGGCCUCAUUGACCUGCUGGGCCAUGACCAAGGAACCAGUGGGGGGGGUGGUUAAUUCCAUCUCCACAAGAAGUUGUUUACAGGAGUUGAGACACUGUUUCAGACAAGAUGAAGAAAAUGAAGAGAGAAAAACAAGCUUCACUGACAAUCUGGUCCUCAAGAUAAGAACAUGAUAAAAUUGGAAAACUCAAGAAGACAAGCAGAUCUUACAUCGAAAUACAGGAGAAUGUGCUCAAAUGUGGGUUCAGCAGAACAAAUUGAGGAAAUGUAUGUCACAUCAAGUUGACUUCUGUUUCCGAGCUUGGCAGCGGCCACUUCUAGUUCUGUAAUCCCGGGAACCAGCACUGGCACCUUGUCAGUGUUGAAAGGGCAUUAGCACCCAUAACGGAGCAGCCAAGAACUUAAGCGAUUCGUUCCUGAACCAUACAUACUGCGGAGAGACUGAUGGGACCUUCAUUUGUUCUGUUGAGGCGAGUAAAGAGAGGAGUCAUUUUACAUCCUGUUCCAGGGAAAUAGAUAGUACCCCAUGUGGGUUUGGCCGGGGUUAUUUUUUUCUCCUCCAACACUUCAUCUACUGGACCGGUGAGCCCACAAGGGCGAGGACAGGAAGAAGUCUGACAGUUGAUUGGCUGACAUGGAACAGUCUCCUGCAUGAAGCCAAUAAAGUUCCAUUAAUGAAACAUGCCUUGACGCCUAUCCCCCACACUACGUGCAGCAUUUAUGGGUGUUAGAGAGGUGCGUGUACAUUUUGUAAAGAUGAACUGGAGUUGCGGCUUGUGUAGGUGAAAGCUGGUAAUUGAUUUGCUCCCCUGGAUUCACACUGUUGAGGUCUUUCCACACCAUGCACGGUUUAUUCAUGCGAUUUAUUCAAACACAAAUAAAUUCUAAUUAGCAUACCUGAUGAUAUCUUGCACACCAAACACAUUUCUUUCUGACCCACUGUUUAAUUUUUGCAAACUUUUGCAGGCAGGAUGAACCUGUCUCUGCUGUCUCUGGCAUUGGCAUGGCAACCAGGCUGAUAGAUCAAUUGUGUAAUACUAACCAAUGCUAGCAUUUCCAAAAGCAGCUCACACUGUGUUAUGGACAUCCAAGCCAUAUGCGAAAGCACUCAGAGUUUCAGCUCCUGAAUGAGGCGGUGAAACUCUCCAAAGGCACUGUUUGCCUGGUUUGAAGAGCAGUGGAUGUCUUUGUUACUCGAAGACGUUCUGCUUUGUUUUUUAUCGCAGCAAGAACGUGACUAAAUCCCCAAAAAAUUGCAUCGGGUGCAGUGUGAAAAAACGUUUCUGAAUAUUUCGUGUUGUUUACUUAUGUGGUAUUCGGUGUGCGAUGGCCUUAAAGGUGAGACAGUGUACUCUACACAGAAAGUGCGAAACAGACCAGGAUGUUCUAGAAUUCGUGUUUGGUUCUUGGUACCUAUAGAACAACUGUGUAGCAAUGCACAUUGGAAAAAGGAUUAACAAUUUUUUACUUUUUCCUUUUGUUUAUAGGCUCAGUUAAGUUAAUUACUUUCAAUAUUGCUGAAAAGAUUUCACUUUCACUGACUUAAUUUAGCAGGUUUUAGUUGUCAGAAAACAGGACAGGCAAUAUAGCCUGUAGGACUUUCCUGACAUCUGCAAGCUUUGUUUGUUGCACUCAUUUCAUUGUAGUUGUGCCAUAUAUACACAUAUUGUGAACUAACUUUUACUCCAACUUUCCACUUUUAGUCACUUUUUAAAUAUGCAUUGAUGUUGUGAUGGUUUUCAUGUAGCAUCACAGUUUUCAGAGAAGUCAGUAUAUAAGCACAUAUUCACAUACACAUGCACACAACAAGACUGACCUGACCCACAGUGCCACGUUUUGAGCCCGAAUCUGGCCCGAGCUGACAAAAUUUUGUCCGAAAGCGACCUGUCACACCUCAUCAAGUUCGGGGUCCGAAACUGACCCGAGCCCAACAAAAUAUAAUACUUUUAAUGAUAGCACUGGUAAACUUACAAUACACUAGCAAUAAUAUUAGAUUAUGGAUAAAAAUAAAUAAAUAAUGAAAUAAUCAGCUGCUUUAACUCAUUAAUUCAGUGCUUUCAGAAACACCCCGAGCGUUUUUUUUUUAGGCUAAACUGAAUGCUGUUCUCACACUGUGCGAUGCUGAUACAGCAAUGUGUUAGUUUACUCUGUUUAAUCCUUAAACUCCUUUUUUUAAACAAAGAAAAUCUUAGAUUUUACAUACUGAAAACUGAAAACUCCACUAAAUCGAUUCACUGGUUUAUUUCCCAUGCAUCCAUUUUCUCACAAGCAUGUUUUAUGGACCUCGGCUGAAUUCUAUCAACAGAAGUGGGUGACUUGAGUUUUUAAGGUAGUUAAAAUAGAGAGGAGGUAUACAGUACAGAGAAAACGAAAGCAGAGGAAACUGCACAGGGAACUCUGUUAAAAGUGGGAGGGGGGCUGUGAGUGUCAAGGAAUCAAGGAUGCAUACAUCAACACCGUAACUCGUUACGACGUACCCUCAUUUAACACUCUGAAAUCAGUUCAUGAAGUUCAGACCUUGUUAAUCAGAUGAUGAGCUGAUUCAGGUGUGUUUACUGAGGCUGUGUGCUGGAGUCUGCAGUGUUUUGGCCUGCGAGGAUUAGCCUGACACUGGUUACUGAUAUGUCUACAGGUACUUUAGUACGCAAGCAGUGCCAGUUUAUAAUGUUGCUGACAGAUAUACAGAUCUGUCAGGAUAACACACGUUUACUGUCUGUUUCACAGCAUCACCUAAAAGCAACUUUCUUUCUGUAAGCAGUAUCAAUUCAGCCGUGCAACAUUUUUUGCUAGUUAAAAGAAAUGAGAAAAGCUUCAAAUGAGAUCGCAUUCGUGUUUAGUUACGCUAUCUUACGUGAGAUAUUCAUUCAAACAGCAGGGGUCUUAUCUUUGUUGGAUUAUUUUCUUAAGUUGAUUGUUUCAGUUUAAUUUAUUCGGUGUAUAAUUUAAAUGUGACCAUGUGUUAUUGGACCUCUGUGAUUUUGUCCAACACUGUAGACAUUAUGUAUUAUUAGACCAGUGAUGUUACUGCCAACAGUUCCUGACUACUAAUUGUAUAGAGAUUUGAAGGGAAUUAUUUAUGUAUUUAUUGUAUAUUUAUUCAUUCACAUGGCUUUUUUUGUUUGCUAAACCAGCAUCAGAAAUGUAUGUCCUAGUGCUAAUGCUCAGAAAAUCUCUACUAAUGUUCCACAACAUGGCUUUUACAUCUGUUAUUUUAUAUAUUACUUUAUAUGUAUGUGAUGAUUAGCUGAGAGGAUCAGUCUCACUCACACAUUCAGUGGAAACAAGCCAAGGGUACAUACUAACAAAGCUAGCUUUGACUCUGCAUCACAGUACUAAUGUGUCAUUCUCUAAUUGUUACUUCCUUCAUCCUUGCUGAAAGUUGAUUUUGCAAUGACUGUGGCAUCGUCCCUGUUGGCUCAUGCAGAGAAUUGUGACAGCCGUGUCAGUUUAGUGCCAAAUGAGCCACACCGUUUACGGCUCGUUACAAGUGCUGUAUAAAGUGAAUCAUCACAUACGCACUUCGCAUCUCACUUUCAGUAUCUUACAAGGAAAUUGAAUCUGUGCUUUAUUGUUUGAUUCAGAUUCUGUCACUCGAUUAAUUCCAUGUAUUUGUUUCCUUAUUUAUGUACAGUACUAUGUAAGUCAGAGACCACCCUUUAUUUCUUUAAUUCCAGUCAAAACAGCUGUUAUGUUUUGACUGUACAUUUUUCAGCCUUGUAAAAAAAGCAGAAAAUGUAAAAGAAAAUGACACAAGAACCUCAACAACUACAUAUAAUAUCAAGUUUUCAUACAUUUAAUACAUCGUUAGCUUAUAUUCGUUUUUAAAUAAAUCUGCAGGGAUAUUUUUUAUACCGCCAAAGUUCAGUCUCAGACUUUGGUUGCAUUUUUUUAAUGAUUUAAUGAUAGAUGCUUACAAAGGUGACGUUCAUAGAAAGUGUUACCAUGAAAGCUUUGAUUGCUGUUUAUCUGAUGGGCACAGUGUUGGUGGUCUAAUCAUUAGCUAGCUUUGGAGACCCCUGUUUUUUCCACGUAUUUCCUUUGACUUUGUUCUUCCUUAUGCUAGUGGAUUAUUUUAUGUAAUCUUCUCAUAAAUCUCCUGAGUAACUUGCAUUAAAUAAAGGGUGGUCUCUGAUUUUUGCACAGUACUGCAUAUGUGUACUUGUUCGUGUUUGUGAAUUACAGGUACAACUGUAGAUAUUUCUACAAAGGAAGUUUGGAUUCUUGUAGCUAAUGGCUCUCUGAAGUUUAUGCAUAGUUUUGUUGUCCUGAACGUAUUGUUCACACGCAUCAGUUGUGCAAUGCACAAGGUAAAGGCAAACAUCUUCUGAAUGAGCACAUUUCAAAAUUGGUCCAAGAAGGUGAUAUGCAAACUCUGCAGAUGGUAUUUGAUGUUCCAAUUAGAACCUUUGUCUAGUAGUGCAAUUAAAAACAAUUGCUGGCCUUUUUUGAGGGUUGCAGGGGGGCUUUUAGUUCAAAAUCGGGUUUUGAAUGAUGGGGGGGGGGCGCCCUACUCUCUUGAGUAGUUGUUGCUGUUCAUAGGCAACUAAGCUAUGUAAGUAAUUACAUCUUUUAUCCCCCAAAAAUGAAAGAAACAAUCAAAAAUGUUCCUUUUCUGUCCGCCUGACCAUCUGUAAUGUGGAUGCCAUCAUAGGUUCUGUAUGUUGAGCAAGAUGUGGCAUGCAUAAUGGCUUGUUGACAUUCUUUGCUUUUUUCUGUGGAAAAGAUUGACUAAUAGCCAGGUUUAUUUGAGCACACACCCUACUCACAGGAUGAAAAACAGCUACAUAUUCAUUGAUGACAUCCUCUGACUGGUGACUGCCUAAAGAUUUCAUCUUAAAACUUCUCCCUGAAAUAAACUCAAUGGAGCACACAUGCAACAUGAUAUUACAUCCAUGUGUAACAGUAUUCAUUUGUUAGUGCCGUUCCACACCAAUCAUGAAAUCUUUGCUGCGAGACACCCAGCUAUAGACUGCCAGUUUGCCUUCUUGGUUUAGUAACGUUCACCAUGCUCAGUUUUGCACUUUAUUACAGGAUACUGCAAUGCAACUUUUUGGCAUUUUCUAUCACCAGAUCUUUUUUCUUUAGAAGCCAGUGCACUACACAUCAGCACUUCUCUGCAGCGACAGAUGAGAUUGAUGACAACAAGGCAUUGUUAAGAAAGGUUUCGAGGUUUGGCAUGUGCCAUGCUUAGUGACUUUUUUGUUUUUCUUUGCGCUGGUCGUUUUGCAACUGUUUGUAUUCAUGUGUAAAAAAA
Colossoma macropomum (tambaqui) is the source of this 7863-nucleotide messenger RNA. RefSeq names its product leucine-rich repeats and calponin homology (CH) domain containing 2 (gene lrch2). The record is from RefSeq and is a predicted model, not a curated record. Bases 1 to 2337 code for a protein of 778 amino acids. The transcript is spliced from 21 exons. Gene Ontology annotation, molecular function: protein binding. NCBI's taxonomy places the organism in Eukaryota, Metazoa, Chordata, Actinopteri, Characiformes, Serrasalmidae.